CUUCUGAGGGGAUACUUUUGCUGAAUAUGUCAGAAACUGGUUGUCUGUUGGGAUGGAAAUAUCUUGGUAUCAAAACGAGGUGUAGCCAAAUUGGCGCGGUUCCCACCCCAUGAAUCACUCUGCCUACGCCCCUGGUAGCAUGCGAAUCAGGGUGUAGUACAAUACCCGUAUCAAGUUGUACUACACCCUGAUUCGCAUGACCAAUUAAACCAAGAGUACCCCGGGGUUAUGUACUCUUGAUUAAACUAUUAGCACCUUUUAGUUUAUAACAAUAUUAUCACUCCGUAUUCACUAUUCAGUAUUGACUCCCUUAGAUUUUUGCUAUGCCUAAGCAGUCAAAUAUUCCUCCAUAUUUCACUCCUUUUAGCCUAGUUUUAGGGCUAUUGACUGCUUAUACCGGUACAUGUAUUUCACUCCUUUUUUAGGGAUUGAACACAGGCUUUGGCUAGUCGUGAUAAAUCUUAGAAUAGUUAGAUGUCAUCCCUACUGCGUUCAAGACUGCUGAUCUGGAGUACAAGUAGGAAAGUACACGAUAAUCACGUACAUGCCCUGUGCACGUACGUACACAUGUGUGCUUGACAAUUAUUUUGUCAAUAUAAAUAAUCAGCACACUGUUUUUUAGUAUUUUACUCACGAUAUUAUGCUGUCGGCUCGUACCUAGCUAGCACCUGUUGAUGAGAAGACAAAACACCCAAUUAUUUCUCAAUGAUAUUCGGGAAGGUUGUGAGACCAAGUGCAAUGUCCCUACGCUGGGCAUUUCGAUAUGGAAGUUGGAAUCCAACUGAAGAGGAAUGGCUUAAGGCCUGUGCUAGUGUACAGCUAGAAGAAUGCCAUCGUGUUAGCCAGUUUUGCUACAAGAGAGAUGCUAAAGCGUCACUGGUCGGUCGCUUGUUGCUGCGCAAGGCAGUGAGCAGUUUGUUGGGAAUCCCUUACAAAGAAAUCAUCUUCAAUCGAACUGCUGCCGGCAAGCCUUUCCUGAUGAAUUCUGGAGUACCUGCUGGAUUUUCCGUGAAUAUUUCUCACCAGGGCAGCUUCACAGUCCUGGCUGCUGAGAUCGACAGGCAAGUCGGUAUCGACACAAUGGAUAUUGCUAGACCUGCCAAUACGAGCAUACAGUACUUCUUCCGCCUGAUGUCCUCUAAAUUCACCGAGUCUGAAUGGGAAUACAUCCGUAACGGUUCCUCGAUUUCACCCCAAAGGGAGUGUGCGCUCCCAAAUUCACCGGCUGACUGCACGGAACAGGAGCAGUUAGGCCGAUUCUAUCGUAUGUGGUGCUUGAAAGAAAGCUUCAUCAAGGCAGAUGGUAAAGGCCUUCAGAUCAGCUUGCAGCGUAUGAGUUUCACGCCAGUUGAACCUGGACUUUCUCCAUCUGAAAACAUGCUCUCUGUCGGUACUGUGUUGCACUUUGAUGGUGCUCUCAGUAGCUCAUGGCAAUUUCAUGAAGGAUAUCUCGAUGACACGCACCUGGUUUGCGUAUGCAUUGGUCCUGAAGUUACUGCAGCAAACCCACUGUCAUCAUCACCCACUUCCUCCAUGACCAAUUGCUUCACGCACUUCACCGUAGAACAGUUGCUGGACAGUGUUGAAGAGAUUCAUCCCAAGGACCGCAAGUGGUGGAAUGAGUUUGAACCGCGGGAGGAAGUGCCUCGUGGCCAAUCAGCGCCUACGUGAUCAUUUAUUAUCAGCACUGCAUCGUGUACAGUACUGGCCGCAGUUCUCUCCUAGAUCCUGUCAGGGCUGGGCAGAACACGGGCUGACUUGACUGCCGUGUUGCCAGUAGAGAAAUUCCGCAAAUGCUGCAGCCCAAGCUCAAGGCUGGUCACAUUGGUCACAUUGGUCACGGUGCACACAACUACUACAAUUAGUGGGCCCUACUGUACUCCUACUUCAAGUUACUACUUCAAUUUUCAAGGUCAAGUAUCUGCCGGUGAACCCCUAUAGAUACUACGGCGCUGCUUGUUGGUGUGAAGUGUGUAAUGGACGGAUUCGGAAUGCUAUGCCUCUGCUCACAUGUACUUCAUCCGAUUGGUGACCAGGUUGCAACACUGUGAUUAGCAACUUCCCAGGCAAGUAGAUUCAGCUUGUUUUCCAGCAACUUCACUGCAUCGUGUGUGUGUGUGUGUGUGUCAGUGGCAGCACUGAUGCAAGCGGGAAAUGCUGGCCUCGAUAACUACUCACAAUGCCCGAAAAAUGCAAGCGCUGCUGUUGCUCUUCUUCAAAUUAACAUUGUUGCCACCCGUUUGCCAGACACAGAGCUUAUUGCUUCUGCCACCAUCGCCCCGAUGUUGUGCUAUUGUCUGGUUAGUCCAGCGCAGCCUAGGAAGCAAAGAGCCAGGUCAAACCCAGUGCAAUCAGGAUAUUCACGCUGUCGGCUCAUGUAUGGCUGCUGAUAUUGAUGUUUGGUCAGCAGCAUUCUGAAUUGCUUGCUGAUGCGUACACAUGCUCCAGGUCUUGCCAAGCUAUCCAACCUCCGUACUAUUGUAUGUGUGUCAUUGGGUGACGUAAAAUUGAUUCUCUCUCUCUCA
This is a messenger RNA of Sycon ciliatum, 2525 nucleotides long. Its product is annotated as L-aminoadipate-semialdehyde dehydrogenase-phosphopantetheinyl transferase-like. Gene Ontology annotation, cellular component: cytosol. NCBI's taxonomy places the organism in Eukaryota, Metazoa, Porifera, Calcarea, Leucosolenida, Sycettidae. Gene Ontology annotation, molecular function: holo-[acyl-carrier-protein] synthase activity; magnesium ion binding. The transcript is spliced from 11 exons. The record is from RefSeq and is a predicted model, not a curated record. The coding region runs from base 706 to 1671 and encodes 321 amino acids.